Molecule: messenger RNA, 3339 nt
Organism: Toxotes jaculatrix (banded archerfish)
Lineage: Eukaryota; Metazoa; Chordata; Actinopteri; Toxotidae
Gene: hbs1l
Product: HBS1-like translational GTPase
Exons: 5
Coding region: 175-2229 (684 amino acids)
Biological process (GO): translation
Molecular function (GO): GTPase activity; GTP binding
Source: RefSeq, a predicted model, not a curated record
UUCACGUUUUUAUUUUUGAGGCUGCAGAAUUAAAUCUGACCUGCCUGUUGCCUUAACUCCACGCAGUAGCAGCAGCAACAGCAGCAAUGGCAGCCGGGCAGUGAGACACAUGUCACAGCAGUCUGUGAGACGAAACACAUUUUCGUGGGGGCCGAGAGACGACAAAUAAGCAAAAUGUCUCGGCACAGAAAUGUCCGAGGUUACAACUACGAUGAAGACUUUGAAGAUGAUGACAUGUAUGGACAGUCUGUGGAUGAUGACUAUUGCUGUAUAUCACCAGCAACAGCCAAUCAGUUCAUCUACUCACGUCAAGAGAGGCAAGCACCAAAGGAGGAGCCUUUAGAAGAGGAAGAGUAUGAAGAUGAAGAUGUUCCUAUGUCCCCUACCAUCAGCCACAACCUUGACCCUCUUGAUCAAGCCAAGCUGUAUUCUUGUCUGGACCAUAUGCGGGCAGUGCUUGGAGAUGCAGUACCAGACUCAGUCCUGAGCCAGGCAGCCAUAAAAUUUGGAUUUGACCCACAGAGGGCACUGGACGCCGUCCUGUCUGAGGACACUAAAACAGCCCCAGUUAAAAGAAGUACCAAUGAGGAGACAGCUUCGGUAGCAAGAGUUGGCCAGGAGAAAGCGCCCCUUCCACAAAGAACCAAACAAGAGGCCGUGGCUGAGAAAGGAGCCUGCUUGUCUGCUUCUCACACAGACAUUAGAACUGAGGCACAUAACCCCCAGUCCAAUGGGUGCAAACAUACGCAACUACGUGUGCCAGCAAGUGCACCAAACUUGUGUGACCUCUUAUCUCAAAAUAAGCCUGAGCUAGUGGUUAGCAGCUCUGGAAAUCAAAAUGUUAUCUGUCAAAAUAUUGGUUCAGGUGUUAGCAGUCUGGCACAGCUCAUGUCUGAGCAUGAGCAGAAGAGUAAGGGGACAGCAGUAAUUGACACAGGGUCAAGUUUGGGUAUUCCUUCAUUAAGUGCUCUCACCAUAGGACCCAGUUCACCUCCGUCCCUUACGUCCAAUCUGAAUAGUCUCUCAUUGGGAACAUUGGCGUCUUUAAAUAUAUCUUCAGCAUCUCACAGCUCAGCUCCCUCCCUCCUUCCAGUUUCACUCAGUAGCCUGUCACUAAACAACCCAAAACUAACAACUGCAAGCUCUUCUCUGGCUGCUCCUCCUGGGUUUGGGAGUCUCAGAUCUGUUCUUCAGAGCAACCAGCUCUUAGUGGGCGUUGGAACUGGAGGCAAAGCCACAAUGACUGAUCCUAAGGGAAGCCCAUCACUGGCUGAUUUAAUCCAGGAGCACUCAAACCACCGUCCAACUAUCAGUAACUCUUUCUCUGCUCCACAUAGUAGCAUAGUCUCUGUAAAGUCUCAGUGCAUGACUGCACCAGCACAAACUUUCUCUUUGUCUGAACUUGCUUCACAGCACCAAAACAGGGCUUCACACAUUCAGUCUCAAUCACAGAGCACUGAACGACUGGCAAACACAACUACCUUUUCUAAACCAACCAACAUUUCUUCUACAUGCCUGGGUGGGACUGUCUCACUGUCGCAGCUAGCUUUGCAACAUCAAACCCACAGUUACUUACCUUCCCCUCAACCUGUCAGCUCUGAAUCUCCUGCAAAUGCUCUGAAACAGCCACCUGGCCUUUCUGAGCCGCUCUCUUUGUCACAUUUGGCUUCUGAAUGCAAAGAUGAAACCUCAACCACCUCAUACAGGUCACAGCACUCCCUAACCUCGCUCUUUUCACCAGCAAAACCAGAGAGGGCGGGUGUCUUGCCAGAAAGUACUUUAGAAGGUGGCAUCAAGUGUAAGCUCGACCACAAAUCAAACCACCAAAGCGCUGUGCUGCCUAAACCGAGCCAGAAUAUUGAUUUGAGUGCACUCAUGGCCCAGUCACAUGGAACAGGCCCACGCCACCUUGACAACGACCUUGUGUCGCUGCCCUGUUCAGCUCCACUUGUCUUGAGGCUAGAUUCUUCUGUUUUUGCAAAACCUUCAGUAUUUGCGAUUACUUUGUCGACUCAGAACCGCAGACAGCUGAAGAGAACAAGGAAUGUAUUGAAGGGAAAAAGAAGAGGUCAGAGGACAGGAAGUGGUUACCAGGCCUUCGUCUGUAAAGAGCAGGACAAAGCCAAUGAGCAGCUUACCCCACUUUCACCAAUUGUACCAUUCCGCUUUGACACUCCAUCACCUGACGACAUCGUCCGUGCUAAUCAGCGAAAAGCUUUCACCAGGUAGACAAGAGGAAAUAAAAAGCACUUAUUUCAGUUGCAUCGAGGUUGGUGCUAAGUUGACUAACUUGGGAUAAGAACCUCAGAGUUUUCUGGUGGCCUUUGCUCCACCAACUGCGCUAAACUCAGAGAUGCAGCACUCAGGGUCAUCAGUCCGUAUGAGUCUUUUUAACUACUGUGUCCCACAAUAAGCCAUGUGGAGUGAAGAAACCUUUGGGACCAACAAUACGGCACAAUGACGUACUUGCUGCUGAUCACUGCAAAAAAAAAAAAAACUUCUAGAAACAGUAUUAUGACAUUUAUGCAUUUUCUUUUAUAGAGGUAAAGAAACAAAUCUUGUGUUGCUGUUACAUACAGAACAAUGAUGUUUUAGUCAGACUGAACUACUCAGAGCCUCUCUGGCAGCUUGAAAUUAAUUGCAGCUAAUCUUUCAAAGGAUUUUAAGAACUUUUAGAAAGACAUUUCUUCAUUUACUGUAGUUAAGCAUUUUUUUUGCUGUAUUUUAAAUUUUGAGUCUUAUUUUUGUAUGCUUAUAUGGCCAUUGGCUUUUUAAUUUUUGUAUGAAAGUAAAGUAGUUUAAUCUUAGCCAGGGAAAAUUAAAAUCUAUCUCUUUUGGCGUGACCUCUUUUCUUUUCUGGCUUUGAGCUGCAUGAACCCUCAAAAGAGAAAAAAGAGGUUGAUUUUGUUUGCAGGUGUGCUGCAGCUAUUGGAAUAUGGAUCAGUUAACCAUUGUACUGGUUUACUGCUGCCUGUGUUUGAGAUCAUGGGGUUGACUUUUUGGUUUAGAGGACACCUGGAGAUUUUCCCAUGAGAGAGCAGGAACACACACACACACACAGACAUAUGCAUGCGCACUCAGACAUGCACACACAAUGAACAAGUGAACUCUUUUUAUUGUCUGAUAUUAACAAAAUGAGUUUAAAAUGAAUACCAAUAAAGAGUGUACCGAAUAAGUGAAAAUGAAUGCCUUCACACCCGAGGUAAAGUUUUUUUUUUCUCUUGCUCUUAAUAGCUUUUAAUAUCACAAUGUACAGAUGUGUUUGAUUUACACUGGGUGUGUCAUCACAUGCUGCCAGAGGUUAAUUUGUUAAUUUUGAAAUAAAGAUGACUGAAUUUA